Molecule: messenger RNA, 9205 nt
Organism: Magallana angulata
Lineage: Eukaryota; Metazoa; Mollusca; Bivalvia; Ostreida; Ostreidae
Exons: 16
Coding region: 139-8706 (2855 amino acids)
Biological process (GO): G protein-coupled glutamate receptor signaling pathway; regulation of synaptic transmission, glutamatergic
Cellular component (GO): membrane
Molecular function (GO): group II metabotropic glutamate receptor activity
Source: RefSeq, a predicted model, not a curated record
AGUGUAUCGAUCGAAAAUCUAAAAAUAAACACCGAGACACCCAAAACACGCGAGAGAGGGUAGGGAAUUCUACUACACCCGAUUAGUGACCGCAUACCCUGGCUACAGGGGCAGGGAUUUUGUAAUUAAUUUAGAGGGAUGAUUUCACAGAAGCUCAAGAUGCUUCGUGUUUGGUUGGUCUUCUGCUGCACUUUCGCCGUAUCCAAGCCGCAGACGACAGUUCUGCGAGAAAGCACGUGCUCCGCCGGGGGUCAGUCCGCCAUCAUACAGGACGGAGCCCAGGCAAUGAUCGGGGGCAUCAUUGCUAUGAGAAGGAUAGGAACAAACGGAUACGGGUGUGGCGAUAUUUCAACAGGAACGAUGCAAUCCUACGAGGCAAUUCGCUGGGCCUUGGAUAGAUUGAACAAAAAGAACACAGUAUUGAAUGGAGAGUUUUUGACUGACAGCUACGUCCCCGGGGUUAAACUAGGCAUGAAGGUUUACGACUAUUGUUCGCAAAAAUCCUUAGCUAUUGGUAGUGCCCAGGAAUUGUACCCACAAUUCAGUGCGGAGUCCAGGGACUGUGUCAAAAAUGGAUCACACGUUAUGCUGGGACUGGUUGGCGGUACUUCUAGUACAGUGGCAGUAGAACUGAGUGAUUUUGCGACAGCCCACAAUAUUCCACUAGUGUCACCUUUUGCCACCGCGACUAAGCUGAGUAACACACAGGAUUUCCCAUAUUUCAUGAGGACAGUACCAACAGACGGCCCUCUUAUGGAUGCUAUAAUUGCAUUCAUGAACGAAGUAAACUGGAAAUACGUAGUUGUUGUUUAUACUGAUGAGACUUACGGUAAGGAAGCGUUGGCUGAACUGAGGCCUCGUCUGGUAGCCGCUGACAAGUGUCUGACCAUGGCAAUAUCGAUCUCUUCAGACGAUGUCAGUUUAAUUGCUAUGGAUAGAAUUUUGUCCAAAAUUCUAUCAACGAAAGCGACUGGCGUCAUUUACCUGGGUGGAUCAACUGUUGCAGAUGCUUUGUUGAAACGAGCCGAAGGAUACAGUGGUGCAGGAAAACUUCAAUGGAUAUUCACUGAUAGUAUAUCCCUGUCUGAUAGAUUCAAUAAUCAGAAAUAUCCCAGAGGUAUAAUAUCCGUUCUAUCAGGAUCGAGAAAAAUCAUCGAGUUUGAAGACCACUGGGUUAGAAUAGAUGUGAACAGUCCAUCCCAAGAGAAUCCGUGGUUUCAAGAUUGGUACAUGACAGAGUACGACUGUCGUCUGCCCGGGAAUACCAAUCCUAAAUUCACUUCUAAAACACCCUGUACAACACUGACCGAAUCUGAGAGGCGAAACUCAUUUGUCCAGGACCAGUUUGUGGAACCCGCUGUUCAUGCAGUAUAUGGCUAUGCUUACGCCUUUAAAAAGGCGCAUCAGGACAAAUGCAAUGGAGCGCCUGGUCUUUGUGCCGCCUUGUCUGCCAUGACGACUAAAGAAUUCUAUGAAAACUAUUUGCGGGCCGUUGAUUUUACUUACACAAAAAAGGAAAGAGUUGAAAGCUUAGCAUCAGUUGGACUUGAGCCUUAUAAUGCUCCCGCUAAAGUCAAGUUUGACGCCAAUGGAGAUAUUAUGGACCCAACUUACGAUGUUUAUAAUUUUAAUGAUUAUCCCGGAAGCAUGCCAUUCAAGUUUAGAAGACUUGGGUCUCAUUUGAACGGGCGUCUGGAAAUCUUCAGUAACAGAAUACGGAUGUAUGACGAGGGAAGGGACAAUCCCCUGAGCCCACCGCCGUCCUCCGUGUGUCCCAGCACUGGCUGCAUUCCAUGUUUAGGAGAACCAAUCUCAUACCCUUACAUAUACCAACCUGGAGACAUCAUCAUCAACGGAGUAUUCUCUGCUCACUUCCCUGGCGCCGAGGCCGUUCGAUGUGGACUUUUCUUUGGAGACUCCAGAUCAGGGACGAUAAUGUCGGAAGCAAUGCUAUAUGCCAUUCAGCAAGUAAAUAGCAAAGGUAUACUAAAAAACGUGAGGCUCGGCGGGCUUGGUUUUGAUGAUUGCAUGAGUCCUGUGCUUGGAAAGUUACUUGUUACAGAGGUUCACCAACGUAGACGUACCAUUGUGGAUUCUUCUAAAAAUAAUACAUUAAACCCAAACACAAUUGACGCCUACAUGGGAGCAGAGGCGCUCUUCAACACCCUUCCAUUAGCAUCUCUAAUGAAUGAUCUGGAAAGACCACUUUUGGGAUAUUUCGCUUCAUCAACCAAACUCCAGGAAUAUCCAUAUUACCGGUAUAUUUUCCCAUCGAGUUACUACACUUUGAAAGCAGUGGUUCUUAUGUUGAAAAGACUAGGAUGGAACUAUGUCCAGGUUGUUCAAAGCAAUGAUGAGUACCAUGACAUAGCCUUCAAAGAUUUCAAAAUGCUGGCAGCAGAGGAAGGAAUAUGUGUCGUUUCUCGCUUUUCUUUUGGGGAAGAUGGCGAAAUGAUGGACGCAUUCAACAAUCUCAAGCAUGACAUGAAUGUCAGACCAGUGUUUAUUCUGGCGAACAGCACGGAUUUACGGAGCUUUUUGACCACCGUUAAAACAAGUAGUGGUGGUGGCAUGUUUCACUUUUUCUCACACUUGACAGAAUAUCAACACGUGACGGGCAUUGAAGACAUUGCAGAUGGGUUGUGGACAGUCCAUGCCGAUCCAUUAGAUAUGAGCGGCUUCAUCCAACAUCUUAGCGGCCUUCAACCUCUGACAUACACCACAAACCCUUGGUUCAAAGAAUUAUAUGAGCAUGCAUAUAGUUGCUCUUUGGAUGCCUCAAAUAUGAGAUCCUAUCAGACGGUAUGCGCUGAUUCCAAUCUGAAUCCAAUCACGAACAAGCUCAAUACCAUUGCUGUCACUCAGGCUGUGUUCCCAGUCGUGGCAGCAGUACAUGCCGCUGCUUAUGCUAUAGACGAGACUCUUAAACACUACUGUGGGCCGGGUUAUAGUGGGAUCUGCAGCAACUUCCAGACUGCUGCUAACAAAGGCCAGGUUCUGCUACAGAAGCUCGAUGAAGUUACAUUUGAAGUCGAGCCAGGAAAAGUAUUCAGGAUGAAAGAUGAAAGUGCUAAUUUUCUUAUCAAAUACCACAAUUUCAAAAAUGGGGGAUUUGUGGAGGUUGGCAGUUACAAUUUUGAAACCAACGAUUUGUCAAUCCAAACUGGACAAAUUUUAAUCUACGGAGGGGUGCUCGCUACCACCAUCACACCACAUUGUACUGAAGUUUGCACCACAUGUCUGUACAUGUUCAACAACCAGGACUACAUGUAUAUUCCCGGAGACGUCAUGAUUCCGGCGAUUUUCGAUGUUCACUAUCCAGGUUUUCUGCCUUACGUUUGCGGACACUUUCGCUACAAGAAUGGCUUCCAAAACACGGAAGCUUUCAAAUUUGCCAUUGAGAGAAUCAACUCUAGAAAUGCUUCCGUCAAGCUUAAUCCUGGCGUCAAGUUAGGUGGAAUUGGUUUUGAUGGAUGCAUGGAUGACCAUAGAGCUUCAACAAUUCUAUCAGGAUUAUAUGCUGGAGUAUAUCCUUUAGACAAUGGCCGUUUCACAAUACCGCUGCAAAAGUUCACACAUUGGCUGACCUAUAGUAAUAGUUUAACGAUCGGGUCAGCAGGGUACCAGAUGCAUGUGGUAACACCCGGAGCAACUAGCCCAGUUCUAGAUGAUAAAACCGAGUUCAAAAACUUCUUCAGAACAAUACCAUCAGAUAGUAUGAUUGUGAAAGCAAUGGCUCAAACAGCGAAGCUACUAAGAUUUGAAUACAUUAUUACCCUGAACGCUCCAGAAAAGGGUGCCCGAGAUUCGCUUGAUAAAUUCCGGGAAUAUCUUAAAGCCGAGGGUAUAUGCAUCGGUGCUUCAUAUGAGUUUGUAACCGACGGUACAAUGGAACAACUAAUUCAGUAUAUCGUGUCUUCCACUAGCCGAGUCGUAGCCGUUUUUGCUGAUCCAGAUCGUUACAUUGAGGAUCUGCUGAAAGCGAAAAUCACUAACAAUGCUGCAUCCAAUAUCAUCUUUAUGGCCAAUAGAGUUUGGUCUAAUCCAAUGAUUUCAAAUGUUCCGUUAAAUUUGUUAGCUUACGCCGAACGGACUUUGAUGUUUGGCAUGUCACAGUCACCCAUAUCUGAAUUCAGAAACUACCUUAGCACCAAAUAUCCUAACACCUAUACAGACAACCCUUGGUUCUACGACUUUUACCAGCAUUUCUUCAAAUGUAACCUUGGGGGUAACUGGAAAUACCCAGCACCAUGUGUAAACCCAAAUGGUAGACCCAUCAUUUCAUCAUCUGUUGACUUUGUGGAAGAUUACACUGUUUUGCCAACAAUUCACGCCGUCGAAGCCAUUGCUCAUGGCGUCCAUGAAACUCUUCAAUUAAAAUGUGGAGCCAAUUAUGAUUCUGUCUGCUCAAAAUAUCUGACGGAUGUUGACACAAAUAGUGUGAUUAACAGGUUUAUGGACGAAUUAAUAUACACGGACAUUCUCAAUGAAGCUUUCCGUUUCUAUGAAAGAGAGAUUCAAAAGAACAUGAAAGUUUUUAUAAUGAAUAACUACUUGCCAAAUCAGCAAGGGACAUUUGACAACGAGACUGUACGACUUGAUGCAACUUUCCCUAUCCAGAAUUAUGCAAACAUUCCCUCCAAUUGUGUCGGAGAUUGUGCAGUAUGCUACGACAAAGACACCGGAGCAGAAAAGUUCACAUAUUUUCCUGCAGACAUUAUGUUGAUAGGUCUAUUUGACGUUCACAAGAAAGGCCCGACCCCGUACACUUGUGGAGAGAUUAACCAUAGACACGGCGUCCAGCUAGUGGAAGCCUUCCAUUAUGCCAUUGAUUAUGUCAACAGCAGAGAGGACAUUCUUCCAAGGGUCACUCUUGGGGGUAUUGCAUUAGACGUUUGUGAAAGUCCCGAAAGAGCAGGAAAUCUUGUUGCAAACAUACAUAGCAAAAAUCUUGAACUGAAAAACAACGGCUUCGUGUUAGAUCCCGCUAGAUUUGAUGCAUAUAUCGGAACUAUCGAAAGCGAGUCUUCAAUUCGUGUUGCAGAUGUUCUGAAUUCUCUAAGCAUACCGCAAAUAAGUUACGGCGCCACAACGCUUAAGUUGAUGGACCAAAGAAAAUACCGUUAUUUCAUUAGAACUGUUCCAGCAGACGACAAGCAAGCUCGGGCGAUUGUUUCGUAUUUAAAACGAUUUGAGCUUUUCCAUGUUCAAGUUAUUCAUUCUUUUGACAGUGUUGGAGAAUUUGGUCGCGAAGAAUUUUCACGUUUGGCCUUUUUAAAUAAGAUUUGCAUUGCCCAAAAUAUCACAGUUGGUCGAACCGGAUCGGUGGAUGAAACCGAGGCGAAAUCUGCCUUGCAGAAACUAAGUAGCAUGCUAGACGCAAAGGUUGUUAUUCUUUUUGUUGAUGACCCAAGACCAUUCUUAAAGGUUAUUGAAAAUGACUAUUACAUCAGAAAUACGUUUAGGUUUAUCGGCACAGACAAGUGGGGCGAAGAUCCAGAUAUAUGGGAAGGCCUAGAGAACAUGAAACGUAAUCAAACUGCGGUGACAUUUGAUAUUGAAACUGCUGAUCUUCCACUCUUUGACAGAUACCUAGAAGAUAAAACUCCAGAUACUUAUACCUUUAAUCCCUGGUUUAAUGAAUAUUAUGAACUUGUUUACAACUGUUCUUUGUCGGGUGGUGGAAACGAACCAGCUUGUCCUCAGAGAAAAUAUGGACUACCACGCGCCAAAGAUUAUGUUCAAGACCGCUAUGUUCUUUAUGUUGUCAAUGCAGUUUUAUCAGCAGCUAUGGGAGCUCAAAAAGCUAUCGAAAAAAUCUGCCCUCCAAACACGCUAGGCGUAUGCAAUCUUUUCCGAACCAGCGGUGAAAGACGCCAAGAGAUACUUAAUGGUGCAAAGCAGGUGCAAUUUAUAGAUGCCACUAAGCAGCCCUUCUUUUUCACAGAAACUGGACAAAGUGACCGUGGUUAUCAUAUAUGGGAACCUCUUGAAAGGCCAGAACUACCAGGCACAUAUUAUCUUGAAGAUGUUGGAAGCUACAACGAUACUGAUUAUUUGAAAAUAGACGCAAGAUAUGACCCCAAGUGGUAUGCUCCUUGCGAGGGAGUUGCGUCUUGCACCUGCCCUUUCCCCGAGUAUCAGCCUUCCAGGUACAUGCUCAACGCCUCCGACAACCAGCUAAAUGUCGUGUACUUGUCAGAUAUUCACGAAUCUGAUCCCAAUAAUCCUUACGCUUGUGGAAAGAUAGACACUGGAGGAAAUUUCCAGAAUCUGAUGGCAUUCUUUUAUGCCCUGAACGUUGUCAACCAGUAUGUAAACCUCCCAGCCACCCUUAAGCUUGGCGGUCUGGCAUUAGACACAUGCUCAACCCCAGGUAGAAUAGGACAGGAUUUAUAUAGUUUACUCAGUGGCGAAGGACUUUGUGGUGAGGAGGGAGUUGGCCAGGUAAUAGAUCCAUCGACCAUCAUUGUGCAUUUGGCCAAGAACUCUCAAAAUGCUAUCGCAGCCAGUAGUAUUUUGUCUCCUUUGAAAAUUACUAGCAUGAGUCAAAGUGCAACUGCUGUGGAACUCAGCGAUAAAACCAUCCACAAUUACUUCCUCCGAACUGUCCCUCCCGACAAUAUUCAAGCAGUUGCUAUGGCGGAAGUCAUCAAACAGUUUGGAUGGGAUUACAUAUCGGCCGUCUAUACGGAGAACCCCUAUGGAAAAUCUGCUAUUAAAACUUUCCUCGAAAAUACAUCCGCAAACAAAAAAACUUGUACUACUCUUACAUUAUCCAUGAAGACGGAUGCCACAUUAGCCGAUGCUAAAACGGUCAUUGACAAUCUGAACCAGAGAGUUGGUGCUAGGGUUAUUGUUCUGUUUGUAACAGCCAGUCACGCUAGACUUCUAUUGCAAGCGACUUCAGAAAAAGGUCUGAACCAACGAUUCAUCUGGUUUGGAAGCGACACGUGGGCUAAUGAUAUGUCUGUUGUUAAAGGCUAUGAAGAUGUUGCACAGGGUGCCCUAACUAUUCAAAUCAAAUCCGAAGUCAUCAACAGCUUUAAAGAAUUUCUCCAGACUCUUACUUUCCAAAAUCGCCACGGUUUGCCAACCGAUUGGUUUGAAGAUAUUUACCAAACAAUGCACCAAUGUAGAAUUCUCACUAGCGCUGUUAGAAAAACCUACACAAAUAUAUGCACCGGGAACGAGAAAAUCACAGAUGCAAUGAUACCUCAGGAUCCAUAUGUACUUCACACCAUCAUAUCCGUGUUUAUGAUUGCACAAGGAUUAAACCGCAUUGAAGCCUGUAAGUCAUCAAACUUGGGAAUUUCUUCUUGCCUGUCUCUUCAAGAUGAUAAAUUGGAUCUUAUUUUCAAAGGAAUCUCUGAUGCUCAGUAUCGAGUCCUGCCAGAUGAUUUGGGCGACAAAUCCUUCAAUUUUAGAUUUAAUGAUGAUGGAUAUGGAGACGUUGGCUAUAAUAUUCUUAACUUUCACAGAGAUCCAACGACGGGUCAAUUCGUGUAUGAACAGAUUGGUAGUUACCAGCAGGAACUGGUCCUCCAGAAGACUCGCUACCAGGCCUUUAGCUUUGCUCUAUCCCGGGCUCCACCUUCUUCUUUGUGUCCCAUCGGAGGUCGAUGCGUCUGUCAAAACGCAGACGGAACAACGUACUUCCAGGAGCACGAGGGAACGCCAGGUGUGUCCUACUACAAACUAGACGACGGAAGCUACGUCAAUGCCCAGACAGGACAAAUAAUCCAAGUAGAGAGUGCCCCUGAAAUCGACGAUAGAUUUAGGGAUAUAUGGGGCAUUAUUGUGGCAACCUUGGCUGGUAUUGGUGUGUUUGCUUCUCUUUGCAUCUUCAUAUACUUACUGGUCAACUACCCAUUCAAGAGUGGAACAACAGUAUUGGGUUUCAUGUUGUCCUUUGGAAUUGUUUUAGUGUACGCUAUGGUGUUUGCUUUCAUUGUACACGCCACUGAAGAAGUAUGCGGUCUCCGAAGAUUCUGUCUAGGGCUUGUCUAUGCAAUCUGUUACAGUGCCUUGUUUAUUAAGGUUGUGGACUGUUGGCGAAACAAAGAGAAGGAAGUCGAAUAUUCUAAUUCUUACAAAAAGCUCGGCAAACCUUUGGGUCUCUUCUUUGUUGCAUGCUUACUAGUGCUGAUUCAGUGCUUGAUAAAUGCUGAGUGGUUGAUCCUGGAAGAACCAAAAAUGGAGCGCGUCAUAUACAACAACAUGCUCUGGCCGCGUUGUACGCCCGACGACUUCUACGACGAAGGUCUUGUUCUGUCUCUUGUGUAUAUAAUGGUCAUCAUAAGUCUCAGUGUCAUUCUUGGUAUCCUGUCAUGGAGAUCGAUCAAAAACCACAGGGAGGUGCGAUGGAUUCUGGGAAUCUUCGCUUUGGGCAUUCCAGUUUGGGUCGUUUCUUGUAUUGUUGCCACGCUGGGAGAAUACAAAAUGCGUGAUCCUGCCAUUGCUAUAGGUUUGCUGAUGAACGCCACUAUUAUGUUUGUAUUAGGUCCACUGCGCAGAGUAUAUCUCCUCAAUAGUUUUGAUACCAAACUGGAGCGGGAGUCCCAAGUAGACGAUAGAAGUAUUCGAGGUUCAGUGUAUGGCAGACAAUACGACAAUGUUGGUAUGCUUCAUGAUACCAACUCUGUUCGAGGAAGCAUGAAUGCCCAGGAACAAAUGUACUAUCCAGAGAGAAAUUUGCCAUAUUGAGAAUCAGUUUGCUCCAAAGAAGAACUAGACCUGAAUGGAUAUCAAAAUGUGCAGACGGAAUGUUUUAGAACAUCUAGAGCUUUCCGUUGUGUCUUGCCGAAAUUUUCUCAUGUACAAUAUUUAGUGGUGCUUCUUUGCACUCGUAAACAGUGAUCUUUUCGUAUAUUUAACUCUUAUACAAAGGACAUACAAGUACCUCUCAUUGCGAUAUUCGUCAGGUGAUUGUCCACUGCAGAAAAUUAAGAUUAUGUAAAACCGUCAACUUUUUAAUGCUUCGAGUUUCUAAGUGCUGAAAAGGGGAAUUGUUUCUUAUUGUGAGUAAGUGUAUGUGGUAAAUGAAUAACUAGAAAAUGAAUAGCACGCAUUAAGAUUGUGUAUAUACUUUCAUUGCUACAUCGCGUAUGAGUGCUGAGAGAAAUGAUAUUUAUCUGCAUUAUUUUUGUAUAUCGUUGUUUAUGAAUUUUGAUAUUUUAAAUAUAGAAUUUUGUAUAUUUUGUAA